Pediculus humanus corporis (human body louse) is the source of this 180-nucleotide messenger RNA. RefSeq lists its product as uncharacterized. The record is from RefSeq and is a predicted model, not a curated record. Lineage: Eukaryota; Metazoa; Arthropoda; Insecta; Psocodea; Pediculidae. The transcript has 2 exons. Bases 1 to 180 code for a protein of 59 amino acids.
AUGUCUGCAAUGCGAAAUUGUUUUCCUGGUUUUUUGACUAGUCCGAUUCAAUUAGUUGACGUCGUUUUUCGAAAUAUCGUUCUAUCAUGUGAUUUCCGCAACACAAUAUGUGCAACAACCAACACGGUCUGCUCUUCGAAACUACUAACAACGUAUUGUUAUCCCUCGUUAAAAAUUUAG